This is a messenger RNA of Paramecium sonneborni, 849 nucleotides long. The record is from the annotation of a GenBank genome assembly. Lineage: Eukaryota; Ciliophora; Oligohymenophorea; Peniculida; Parameciidae.
AUGAGUUUCUAUAGGAUAAAACUCUUUGAUCCCUAUUAAAGUUGGGAGAUGAAUUUUUUUGAUAAACCAGAUUAUGAACCAACAUCAAUGGCUUUACUUAAAAAAAAAGAGAGACAUUAAGAAUUAAGAGACAAAGGAUAUUUAAUAAAAAAUAAAGUGCUUGAAGAUGUUCCAGAUGAUAUACCUUUUUAUGAGAUAUUUGAUCCAUCUAAUUAAAAUUAUAGAAAGAUCUUUUAUUCUCAAGUAGCUUACUAUUAUUUUAUUUAGGAAAUAAUUUUUCAAAUAAAAAUGCAGUCAAAAUCAAUUAAUAAAAACCUUGUUUAAAAAGUCUUCAAUUUAUCUAUAUCAUAUCCUAAUUUUGAGAAGAAUGAACAAUUUUAAGUUGAUUAUGAAGAUAUAAAAUAAGCAGAAUUAGCAAUUAGGUAGUAAGAGGAAGCAAAUAGAAAGAUUCAAAAAAUUUUAAAAAAGAAAGAAUAAGAAGCAGAAAUAGAAAAAAGACAGAAAUUAAAUGAAGCUAUUGAAACCGUAAAAAGAGAAAAGAUUUUAAGUAAACAACCUAUUUCAUCACCUUCAAAAAAUCAAUCUUAAAAGGCCAGUCCUCAUUUGCCAUUUAAAAAUUACGGUUUAGCUAUAGUUGGGCCGAAGUGUAAGUUAUCAAUGUAAAAGGACAAUAAAAAUAAUAAGGUGAAUUUAAAAUAGCAAUAAAAACAGAGGAGGAUGAUGAAAAUUAAAAGAGAAAAACUGUAACGUUUGCAGAAGAAGAUGAUGUAAAAUACAUACCUGAAAUCUUAAUGUGAGGAAUUUAGAGAAUUGAUAAAGUAUAAUAGAGGGAGCAAGAAAUUAAAAUGA